Messenger RNA from Symbiodinium sp. CCMP2592, 459 nucleotides. The record is from the annotation of a GenBank genome assembly. Lineage: Eukaryota; Dinophyceae; Suessiales; Symbiodiniaceae.
AUGGCGACAUCCUCUGCUCUUCUGCGUAUGUUGGCUGCUCUGGGAGUCGCAGUGGCCGCUGAGCCGGCAGUUUCGGGGCUAGAGGCCGGCAAGGUCGUCAACUCCACGUUGCGUGGCAGUGAGCCUCGUCAUUUGGCCUCCUGCGGCGUGGCAGGAAGAGUCGACUGUGGCGUCUGCAAAUGCACCGACCCGGUCGCCUGCUCCUGGUGCGAUGGCAACGGGGGCCCUGCGCGCAUCACCGGCGGCUCAGGUGGCAGCCCUGCGCCGGCAAACUCAGGCUACAGCAGCGGCAACUGGUGCCCAUCAAACUUGGUCAGCUGCGGCGUUUGCACAUGCACCACCAGGAGCGCGUGCCAGUACUGCGACGGCUACGGCGGUCCUGCGAGGAUCACCAGCGCAAGCCACCGAGGCUCAGCGUUCUUCGCCGCUCUUCUGACACUUCCGCUGGUAUGGCAGUAG